Heterobasidion irregulare TC 32-1 is the source of this 3095-nucleotide messenger RNA. RefSeq lists its product as uncharacterized. Gene Ontology annotation, cellular component: PAS complex; endosome membrane; fungal-type vacuole membrane. Gene Ontology annotation, biological process: positive regulation of kinase activity; phosphatidylinositol biosynthetic process. The transcript is spliced from 16 exons. NCBI's taxonomy places the organism in Eukaryota, Fungi, Basidiomycota, Agaricomycetes, Russulales, Bondarzewiaceae. The record is from RefSeq and is a predicted model, not a curated record. Bases 171 to 2951 code for a protein of 926 amino acids.
CUUGGUUUCAGAUCCUACCAAGUUCACCUACGGAGGCAAGCGCGAUUCGUUGUUGGGAUCUAUCAUUAUCCUCUUUUCUCCAAGACAGGCAACCUUUAUGAACCUUACGUCCAUCACGACCUAAUUACCUCCAGCUGAAGAGAGUUAAAGAUACCCAACGAAUUCCUGCCAUGGAUUCUACAAUCGCGAAACAGCUUGUGGACAAGAUGUACGAGAAACGAAAAGCAGCUGCGCUAGAUCUCGAAAAACUUAUACGAGAAUGUCAUCAACAGGGCGAUGAGCGUCGCAUAGCACAGAUUGUGGAUCAGCUCACCGACAUGUUCACCAGCACCUCUAAUGCGCUCCAUGUACGGAACGGAGGUCUCAUCGGUCUUGCUGGGACUGCUAUCGCCCUAGGCGUGAACAUCGCGCCGUACAUGGAGAGGUUUCUGGAGCCGCUCCUCAUCUGCUUUAACGAUCCCGAGAACAGAGUUCGUUAUUUCUCUGCAGAGUGCCUGUACAAUAUCGCGAAAGUAUCGAAGGGGGAGGUGCUGGUGUAUUUCAAUCCUAUAUUCGAUGCGCUCAGUAAACUAGCCGCCGAUCCAGAACUCUCUGUCAAGAACGGCGCCGAACUGCUUGACCGCUUGUUAAAGGACAUCGUCGCAGAGUCUGCAUCCUUUUAUGUUCCGCAUUAUCCUGGGACGGAAAAAUUACGAGAAGAGAAUGAUAUGGACAAUGGCAUUGUUGUGCCUCAUCCAGAUGAGUUAGACAGAGUGGAUAGGCCUGGUGCAAAGAAGGCGUUCUCUCUUGCACGCUUCAUCCCAUUACUAUCCGACAGGAUAUAUGUCAUCAGUCCAUUUACUCGCAGCUUUCUCGUCUCAUGGAUAACUGUCCUCGACUCUGUCCCAGAACUGGAGCUCAUCACAUACCUUCCCGACUUUAUGGAUGGCCUCCUUAAAUAUCUGUCGGACCCCACUGAAGACGUUCGAAUAGCUACAGAGAACCAGUUGGGAGAAUUUCUGCGCGAAAUUCGUGAAGUGACUAUCGUUCGUAAAGUCAAGGAGGAGCAAUAUAGGGCGCGCGAAGCGGAGCAGGCAGAGCCGACCCGACCCGAUGCCGAGAAGGAAAAGAUGUCCGAUGUGAACCCAUCCCAAGCGGACCCUGCUGUGUUUUUGAGAGACAGUGAAAGUGCUCUAGACGAGAACGACAACGAGAAGAUCAACGGAGCAGAUGAAUCGGAUAUUCCAGAGCCUUGGAUACCUGGACAGGGCGUUCAUAUCGAUUAUGCUGCUAUCAUCGAGAUACUGAUACAGCAGUUGGACAGUCAGCAUGAUGAAAUCCAGCAGUCUACAGCUCUACAAUGGCUCGCAGAAUUCCUAACAUUCGCACAAGAGGUGCUGGUUCCCUUCACUCCCCGUCUCAUACCAGCCAUCCUCCCAAAUCUCGCACACCACGUCCCCAUGAUUCAGAGUUCCGCCAACCGUACCAAUAAGCUCCUAGCCAAUGUCAUUCAAUCGCUCCCCCCACCCUCAGAGACACCCAGUCGACAAGGUACAUCCGAGCGGCCACCACCAUCAGCUCCCGCACGCAACGUCCCACCGUCACCCCUCCCUGCUCCAAAUUCACCGGCGGCCUCCCGCCAGUCUACUCUCCCUGGCCAAUCUCGAGAGCUGAGCUCCCCUGAAUCUAUAGCAGAAUCAACUAAUCCAGAGGCUUUUGACUAUCAGGCGACGGUAAAUGCUUUGACGAUUCAGUUCUUGAGCGAACACGAAGAGACGAGAGUUGCUGCGCUCAAAUGGCUCAUCAUGCUGCACCAGAAGGCGCCAAAGAAGAUUCUAGCAAUGGACGACGGCACUUUUCCCGCACUCCUCAAGACUCUCUCAGAUUCUUCAGAGGAGGUCAUUAAACAUGAUCUUCAACUGUUGGCUCAAAUCUCGUCAAGCUCGGAAGAGAGUUAUUUUAAAGCUUUCAUGAUCAACCUUCUGGAGCUUUUCAGCACCGACCGUCGGUUGCUAGAUACACGAGGCAGUCUUAUCAUUCGACAGCUAUGUUUCAACCUCAAUACUGAAAGGAUCUACAAGGCGUUUGCUGAGAUCCUGGAGAAGGAAGAGGACCUUGAAUUCGCUAGUGUCAUCGUCCAAAAGUUGAACAUGAUUCUCAUAACAUCACCAGAAUUAGCAGACUUCCGGAGGAGGCUGAAGAGUCUGGAAACACGGCAGGACGGCCAGGCGCUAUUCGUGACCUUAUAUCGAUCAUGGUGCCAUAAUGCCGUCGCCGUGUUUUCUUUAUGCCUUCUCGCCCAAGCUUACGAGCACGCGUCUAAUCUUCUUAGCAUCUUUGCUGAUCUCGAGAUUACUGUGCCACUGCUGGUUCAGGUCGACAAGCUAGUACAGAUGAUCGAGUCACCCGUUUUCACAUAUAUUCGUUUGCAGCUUUUGGAACCUGAUCGAUAUCCCUAUCUAUUCAAGUGCCUCUAUGGCCUUCUCAUGAUCCUACCUCAAAGCUCUGCCUUUGUUUCUCUUCGCAAUCGUCUCAACGCCGUAAACUCUGCCGGCUUUCUCCAUAUCGCUCCUAAACCGCCAGUCUCCGCCAUGUCCACGCGGUCCAAACUUGCCCGAGAUGAGAUCAAAUGGGCUGACCUCCUUUCGCAUUUUCGGGCCGUGCAGGCAAGGCACGAGAAAGCUCGCCGCAUCGCCCUCGGCACGUCAGGAGACAGCUUCUCGAACGGCGUUUCCUCCGCAUCUGAGGCCCCGUCAUCAUCUCGUCCUUUGAUGCGACGGAGAGUGACUGGUGGGGAGCCACCUGUACCGUUACAGUCAGCUGUGCGGCCACCCUCGCGGUCCGGUGGUGCUUUGAGCCCAUUGAAUCCUAGGUCGAGGGUUCAAGGCGGGCUGUUGGCGUCAGCGCUAUCAUCUCAAGGGCAGGCUGGCUCCAAGCCGAAGAGAGGAUUGAGCCUCAAUCGGAAAUCAUGAUAGGGACACAGGAUUUCACGCCAGAAUCCUGUGUUGUACAUACAGACACUUUCUCUUUGUGAGAUGUCAUCCAUGCCUUCGUCUUCGCUGCGAUUCCUGCUUCUUUGUCAGUUCAAUACAUCUCACAUUUGCCUCGGCGUCUCU